UGGUCCAAGCAGAGGAAGCAGAAGCUGCGUCUGUGAGGGAGAAGCACUCGGUCAGAAGCCCUGAGGAGCAGAGACACCAUGGUGGACCUCAGAGGGACUCAAAGGACUUUCUGUGUGAUGCUGCUGCUGCUUCAGGCUACAGUAGUAAGUGGACGAACCCCCUCUGACCCCCACUUCCUCAUCAGAGCCGGAGAUGACGUCACUUUACCUUCAACCCGUGUGAAUCAGGACAGAUGUGAUGGAUCUACUUGGCUUUACACUCGUACUGGAUCAACUGAGACGCUGGUUGAACAUGGGAAGAUUAAGAAUGAUUCUGUGAUUCCAGAAGCUAAAACCAACAGAAUGAGUUUGACAGCAAACUGUUCUCUGGUUAUAAGAAAGGUCUCAGGUGAAGAUGCUGGUCGUUACACCAACAGAGACUUUGAUGAAGCAGGAAGACAACAAGGUGCAGAUAGUGUGUCUGAGCUGUUUGUUCUUACAAUGGAGGAAAAGAAGCACGGGGAUGUGGUUGUGUUGUCCUGCUCUGUGUUGAGCUCCUCUGAGUGUAAACACGCACCAGAGUGGGUUUAUAAGGGUGAAACGACUGAUGUGAAGGCAUCACACGUUGCUUGUGAAGCCACUGUGAGGUUUAAAGCUCCUCUUCAUCAGAAGUCAAAGUAUUAUGAGUCACUGAAAUGUGAAGUGAGAGACGAUCAAAGUGGAAAAACUGUGCAUUUUGAAGCCUGCAGUCAGUUCUCAUGUGAACAAACAGAAGGCCCAUCGGGGGGGGGGGACGUUACACCACCUGACCAGGGAGGCUCUACAACAGCCUCGUGGAAGUGGCUCAUCAUCACGCUGGUGGGUUUAUUCGUCCUCUUCAUCAUCCUCGUGGUCCUCAUCAGACGGAGAGCUGAAGGGAAAAAAACACAGACGGACGAAAACACGGGAAUGAGCUCUCAGCAUGGGAUCCAGCCCGCUCCAGAACCCCGUCAGGACGCGGCCGACCCCGAGGAAGGCGUAGCCUACGCCUCCGUCAGCUACACCCAGGCGGCCGGAGGAGCAGCGCGGGCUCGGGUCAUUGAUGGCGUCGAUGUUGACGAUGCGGUGACUUACUGCACUGUGAAAGCUCCUCUUCCUCCUCCUUCUUCUUCUUCUGGAGCCUCUGCUGAUCCCAGCGAGCUCUACGCGGUCAUUAACAAUCCCAACAAAUAAGAGAGGCUACGUUGAUGAUUCUGUGUAAACCAAGUCACGCUUUCUUCAUCACGUUCACUGCUGAGAUGAAUUGAGCCGUUUAGGAAAAAUGUUUGGAGCAUUAAAAAUGUAUUGAUUUUAUUUAAAUAACCUGAAUGUUCACACCAGAUCAAUCAGACUAUUAUUGGAAAAUGCAGGAAAACAAUACUGAAAAUGUAAAUAUAAUUAUGAUGAAACCUAGCUUUACAUUUAAAGUAAACUAACGUUUUUUUAGAUUAGGAUAAUUUUGUUAUGAUAAUAUGUUGGAUUUAUUCCUUUUGCUUUUGUUGGAUCAAAAGGCCUUUCUGUCCAGAACAGGGUGUAGUAAGUUAACUGUGGCACAUCUGCAACAUUAUCCUUUAUGUGUAGUCAUGGUUUGUUUUCUCUUUAAGGUGUCCUAAUAAAAUAAAUGAUUAAGUAGCAUAUAAUGUACCAGGGUUCAUAGUUGAUUGGUUUAUAUUAUAUAUUCCUGUUCCAGUUUCACCUCAUGGAUGUUGAGUUUGCUUUGAACUAAAUAAAAGAGGACAGAAAUGGUG
Messenger RNA from Pungitius pungitius (ninespine stickleback), 1745 nucleotides. RefSeq lists its product as uncharacterized. The transcript has 9 exons. Lineage: Eukaryota; Metazoa; Chordata; Actinopteri; Perciformes; Gasterosteidae. The record is from RefSeq and is a predicted model, not a curated record. The coding region runs from base 79 to 1191 and encodes 370 amino acids.